Puccinia triticina is the source of this 1884-nucleotide messenger RNA. RefSeq lists its product as uncharacterized. The record is from RefSeq and is a predicted model, not a curated record. Gene Ontology annotation, cellular component: post-mRNA release spliceosomal complex. Bases 1 to 1884 code for a protein of 627 amino acids. The transcript is spliced from 11 exons. Lineage: Eukaryota; Fungi; Basidiomycota; Pucciniomycetes; Pucciniales; Pucciniaceae. Gene Ontology annotation, molecular function: zinc ion binding; RNA lariat debranching enzyme activator activity; nucleic acid binding. Gene Ontology annotation, biological process: mRNA splicing, via spliceosome.
AUGGCCAAGAUUCUAGUCAUCAAGCCCAAUCCAGGUCGAUUCAAAGCUCUAUUCGCCAAGCUGACGACCAUCAACAAGAAAAACGGACCGUUCGACCUGAUUAUCUGUGUCUCUGACCUCUUCAAGAUUCCCGAAAACAACGAGGAGCAGGAGGAACUCGAUGAUCUGUUGGCCCACAAAGUUUCGGUUCCUGUCAGGACUUUCGCGAUGCUUGGUUCGCUGAAGUUGCCCGACGCGGUUCAAGGACUCUUGGAAAAAAAGGAUGGCCUGGUUUGCCCAAACCUCGAAAUAUUGGCUCCAAAUAGUAUCCUCACCUUGUCAACCGUGGCAAAUUUACGCAUAGCAAACUUUGGAGGAGUUUACGACCCAACCAAUUAUAAUUGUCCCUCAGAAGAUCUAGACACUCAAUCGAGUACCAACUACAUCAACUCGGGACAACUGUCCAAAUUUUUGUCAAAAAUAAAGCCAACUUCUACCCCCGACCAUCUUGGCAUUGAUAUACUACUGACACACUCACUGCCGCAACUAUUGACGGUCAAUUCAAACUUAGCCCCCAAGGAUUACAAUGCACCAGCCUGGGGAUGCCCUCCCAUCACAGAAGUCCUGCGAGCUGCUCAACCUCGAUAUCACUUCUCGGGGGGCGCUGUGGCCGAAUUUUGGGAACGCGAACCGUGGCUUUGGGAUCCUCCUCCGGCCACCGUUAAAGCUCCUACCAACGAUUAUCCUAGCGUCACCCGUUACGUAAAUCUGGGUCAGUUCGGGAAUGGGGCCAAGGAGAGGUGGUUCUAUGCGUUCAAUAUAGUAUCGAUCUCCGAGACGAAACCCGCGAAACCUCUUAAUGCAACUCCUUGCCCUUACUCCAUAACGGCCCGUCCAAACCAAAAGCGGGCACUACCUGCUUUCGGAGAGGACGGACUGGAUUCUGGGCCCAACUUUCGGUUCGGUGAGAUGGAGCCCAACAAGAAGAAAAGUCGGACGGGCGCACCCCCUCCGAAUUAUGUUUGUAAGAUCUGUCAGACUUCGGGACAUUGGAUUCAAGACUGCCCCGAAAAAGUUGAAAAACCGCGACAACCCAAGGAGGGUUACAUUUGUCGGAUAUGUAACACACCGGGUCAUUUGAUACAAGAUUGCCCUGAUGCGGCUCAGCGGAAUGGUCCUUCCAAGGACGCUUUUAAACCCAAGGAAAUAGGCCCUGAUUCGUGCUGGUUUUGCCUCUCUAAUCCACAAGUCGCUAAACAUCUAAUCGCAUCGAUUGGGUCGGAAACUUACCUCACCUUACCCAAGGGACAGCUACCCGAUACGACCAGCAAUUGUCCUGUACCCGGCGGUGGACACGUUUUGUUAAUACCGAUUGCGCAUUACCCAAGCCUUCUCGCGCUUCCCUCAGAAUUGGCGAUCCCAAUAGUGGCGGAAAUGGAGCACUACAAAUCGGCCCUGAAGCGAUGUUUUGAAGCCUACUCAGCAAGUAUGGUCAGUUUUGAAGUGGCCAAGCUUUCGGGUCGGGGUGCCAGAGCGGGCCAUGCGCAUCUCCAAAUAUGCCCGGUACCCAACGAUCUCGCGGAUCAAGUGGAGACAAUCUUCGUCGAAGAGGGUAAGAAACAAGGGAUCCAGCUGGUCGAUGAAGCGGCGUUGAAAGAAAUGAAAGACGAAAUGAAGGAAGCUAUUAGUUACUUUCGAGUCGGCUUGCCUGACGGAAAAGGAUUGGUUCAUUUGAUGAAGCCCGAUGAGAAAUUCAACCUACAAUUUGGCCGAAUGACUCUGGCUAACCUUCUGGGCACACCCGAUCGGGCUAAUUGGAAGACCUGUGAAAGAAGUGAGCAUGAGGAAAAACAGGAUUGUCGGACAUUUCAAAAAGCUUUUGCAGCUUUUGAACCCAAGUUCUGA